This is a messenger RNA of Talaromyces marneffei, 2073 nucleotides long. RefSeq lists its product as uncharacterized. Gene Ontology annotation, cellular component: nucleus. The coding region runs from base 1 to 2073 and encodes 690 amino acids. Gene Ontology annotation, biological process: positive regulation of transcription by RNA polymerase II; DNA-templated transcription. Gene Ontology annotation, molecular function: DNA-binding transcription factor activity, RNA polymerase II-specific; zinc ion binding; sequence-specific DNA binding. The transcript has 5 exons. The record is from RefSeq and is a predicted model, not a curated record. NCBI's taxonomy places the organism in Eukaryota, Fungi, Ascomycota, Eurotiomycetes, Eurotiales, Trichocomaceae.
AUGCCACCGAAGCGUGAGCCCCGUGAAUACAGAGGAAAUGCCUGUCAUCGAUGCCACAGGCAAAAAGUAAAAUGCUCCAAAGGGAACCCCUGUCGCAAUUGUGCCUUUGCAAAUGCAUCAUGCACAUAUGCAACUCCCGACCGCAAAGUGACCGUUCGUGAAAGCUACUUGAAUCAACUUCGGAAGGCAGCGAUAGGUCAGAAGCAAGUUGUAUCUGCAUCUGGUCACCUUGGCCUGGAUCCUUGUGAUACUGUCUCAUCGCAAACCGAGAGACUUCAUGGUGGAAGUCCAGCAAAACUAGCUCACACAUCUGCGAGUUCAUCAUCUGCUCCUCUAGUGGAGAAUUCUACUGCAGAACUUUUCGUCUCGAAGCUAAGAGAGAUUCAGAAGUCUCAGUCGCCAUCGGGAUCACCUUCCAACUCCUUAUUGGAAGGUGCUGGUCCACCAGGCGACAACAACAAGCCCGGACUAUCGAAAGUUCGUGCAUAUGAGUAUAUUGCACUGAGUUUUGAUACACUACGUAUGCACAUCCAAUAUCGUAUUGUCCUUGCUUUUGACAGUAAUAUAUGGUCCACUAACAUCCACGUCCACAAAGAUCCAAAAUGCACCUUCAAAUUACCUCCUUAUUCAUACGCAAUGUGGUUAAUGGAGCAGUACACAACCUACACUGGUUACGAUUGGCAUUGGUUCCGAGUGCGCAGCUUUCGUGAGCGUUUAGAAGCCACGUACAAAACUCCGAAUUCACCAGAGUCGAGAGACCGCAUUUGGCUUUGUCAGUUGCUCGUUGUCUUUGCCUUGAGCGAAGCUCUUAACGGCGAAACUGGCGCUAUAGAGAUUUCGACUGAUCCUGGAUUAGGCGUGGACCAACAGUUUACUGGAAACGACGAUACAACGGCAUCAAGUCUCAGUAGCUCGGUUCAGUUACCACCAGGUAUGGACUUCUUUGAGCAAGCACUCAAGCUCUUAAAGGUGCCGUAUGAAGAAAUCUCGGCAGAACAUAUUGAAGUUUUCAACUUGAUUGCACUCUACUCAUACUCCCUGAACAGACAGAGGACUGCGUAUAUGUAUGCCGGAGUCAGUUCCAGGAUGUGUAAUGUGUUGCAACUUCACAAAAAAUCGUCGUCUGAAGAUCGCACUCCUGUCGAGCGUGAACACCUCAAACGCCUAUGGUGGUCAACAUUCUGUAUUGACAGAAUGUCAAGCACACAAAUGGGUCUCCUCCCGAAUCUACAGAUCGAUCAAAUUGAUAUCGACUACCCAUCACAACAUGGACUUCCGCCCGAAGAUGUGACGGAGUUCUGUGACCCAGAUCUCUUGACUGCUCGAGCCCAGCUAACUAUUAUCCAAGAUGUCAAUGCAACAAAUUUGUCCCAGGUUGGCCGGGAUAGCGAAGACGAUUUUGAAACUAUAAUGUUUCCUGCAAUGCAAAGACUUGAAAUGUGGAAAGGGAAGUUGCCGGCUCAUUUGAUAUUAGCUACGGAUACUCGUUUGCCCAAUUCAACCCAUAUGCCCUAUAUACGAUCAUUCUGCAACCUGCAUAUUCGGUAUAACCAGUGCAUGGUCCUCUUACUCCGACCCCUUCUACUUAGGCAAAUAGCCCGCAUAUUCUCCGGUAAAGAAGGGUCAGACACAUCGCAAACGGUUCUUAGGAAGAUGGAAGACACAUGUCUUCAAUCUGCUCGGACAAAUGUGCGUUUGUUGGUUCUUCUUAAGUCUUGCGGUCUUUUAGUACGACGAGGAUUUAUGGAGAACAUGCAUCUCUUCUCCAGCUUGAUGGUUAUGUCCCUAGCCAUGGCAAUCCACGCACGUCAUCCUCAUAGCUUUUCUGUACACCCAGAUGACUUUGCCACCUACGAAUCUGGAAAAGACGCGCUGCAUGAAAUGAUUCGAUCAGGGAGUCUACCAGCAAGAGAGCACGAGAGAAUGCUUGGGGAAGUGGAGAGCUUAGCAGAACGCAUCGCAAGUGAGAAUCUGGUACCGAUGCCAACUCUAGUAGAUGACUGGGACGCAGAUGAAUGGAUGGCGCAGCUAUUAGAAGGUGGAAGUACGAACAAUAUCCCUGAUUCUUUCUAG